AUGACUGCAAACGAAGUGCAACUCCCGGCCAAACCCGCCAACUCCGUCCGCGCAGCAGGCCUAGAGUACCCCAACUACACCCCUUUCAAGCUUCCCAAUCUUACCCCACACCCCUUCACCGACCGCGGACAACAUGCCGAUCCAUCCAAAUCUCGCCUCCUCUCCGUCGCAACGGAGGUCAUCCACCUUACCCCAGACAUCGGCACCGAGAUCGUUGGCCUCCAGCUCUCGGCUCUCACUCCAGCGCAGAAAGAUGAUCUAGCGCUGCUAGUCGCAGAGCGGGGUGUCGUCUUCUUCCGCGACCAGGUGAUGGACGUGCACGAGCAGAUCGCCUUCGCGGCGUAUUUCGGCGAGCUGCACAUCCAUCAGAUGGCGGGCAUCAUCCCGGAUCUGCCUUGGGUGCAUCCCAUCUACAAGGACCAUACGGCGGUGAAUGGCCGCUCGCAUCAGAUCUGGCAUUCGGAUGUGAGCUAUGAGCUGCAGCCACCUGGUCUGACGAUGCUACGCAUGGAUACCCUGCCUGCUGCGGGCCAGGGGGAGUGUAGCCGGGGUGAUACGAUCUGGGCAAGUGGGUAUGCGUUGUACGAGUCGCUAUCACCGAAGCUCAGGGCGUUUCUGGAGACGCUCGAGGCGAAGCAUAGCGGGCUGGAGCAGGCGGAGAAGGCAUUGAAGACGAAUGGCUGUCUUCGGCGGGAUCCGAUCGAGACCAUUCAUCCCGUUGUCCGGACGCACCCAGUCACGAAAUGGAAAACGCUGUACGUCAAUGAGAACUUCACCAAAGAAAUUGUCGGCAUCGAGAGGAAGGUCGGAGAUGCACUGCUGGAUACGCUCUACCGGACCAUCGCUGAGGCCUACGAGUAUCAGGUCCGGUGGAAGUGGACGCCGAACGCGGUGGCAAUCUGGGAUAAUCGGGUGACAUACCACACGGGGAUCUUCGAUUACUGUAUGUCUACCUAA
Aspergillus novofumigatus IBT 16806 is the source of this 957-nucleotide messenger RNA. Its product is annotated as TauD/TfdA dioxygenase family protein. The record is from RefSeq and is a predicted model, not a curated record. Gene Ontology annotation, cellular component: cytoplasm. Bases 1 to 957 code for a protein of 318 amino acids. The transcript is spliced from 4 exons. Gene Ontology annotation, molecular function: 2-oxoglutarate-dependent dioxygenase activity. Lineage: Eukaryota; Fungi; Ascomycota; Eurotiomycetes; Eurotiales; Aspergillaceae.